AUGAACACAUCUCGUGUUUUGCUUAAAACAUCCUGGGAAGAAGUCUUUGGAAAUGAAACAUAUAAUAUAUAUAACAAUCAAACACUUAUCAAAGGACAAGGAUACUACGUUACAGACACUCGAUUUAGUAACAUGACAAAUAAUGCCAUAAGUAUAAUAUGCGAUGCAAACAAUAGUUAUGGAUGCAAAUUUUUGAUUGAAAAUUCUGUAUUCAGCGAAAUAUCAUGUGAAAAUUAUUCACCACUAACUAUAUAUUUUCUUGGUGAUGUUGUACAAAAGAAUAUUGCUGCAUUCAACACGACGAAUAAAGUUACUGGAGAAAGCACUGGUGAAUAUUCUGGCCAAUUUGAAAGAAUUGAUUGUGAAUAUGUCAAUGUAAAAAGAAAUGAAAUUAAUGAAUCAUGCAUCUCAGGAUGUGGCAAAUAUACUGAUAACAAUCCAGGAACUCAAAUUUCAUUGAAUUGA
Trichomonas vaginalis G3 is the source of this 465-nucleotide messenger RNA. RefSeq lists its product as uncharacterized. The transcript has a single exon. Lineage: Eukaryota; Parabasalia; Trichomonadida; Trichomonadidae. The coding region runs from base 1 to 465 and encodes 154 amino acids. The record is from RefSeq and is a predicted model, not a curated record.